GAUGUCUGAGGGACGCUUACAGACGCUGAAUCAGAGUGAAGGAAAUGUGAACCGGUGUGACGAAAGACCGAGUUUUUCCACUGGGUUUGAAACCAGGAAAGCGCGCGUCUAUGAUUUUUACAGCGGUUUUCAACUUCUGUGAUCCAUACGGAGCCUGAAGCACUUGAAGAUGAUGCUCAACUUUUUCCCGGUGCGGAAAUUCAAGCGCAACGGCAGAUAUAUCGUGGUCGGGGCGGUGCUGAUGGUCGUGUUACUGGCGGCUUAUCUGGAGUUCAUGGCCACGACCGAAUGGAGCAGCACUGGUGUAACCUUCCACAGUGAAAGCAUCGCCUGGGCAAAAGCUGCUGCUCGACGUGCGGCUCACAUCUCUGAAGAUAACAUCUCUGAUAAUAAACAUGACAUCUGGACACCAAAAAAACACUCAACAGACCUGGAGGGUGGAGUAUAAAGGACUGGCGAAUCUUCACGUCUUUGAGGACUGGUGUGGCUCAUCUACAGCUCAACUACGGAAGAAUAUACAUUAUCCACUGUAUCCUCACACUCGUACAACUGUGAAGAAACUUGCUGUGUCACCCACCUGGACCAAUUAUGGACUCAGGAUAUUUGGAUACAUACAUCCUUAUACUGAUGGUGACUUUCUGUUUGCAGUGGCAUCUGAUGAUAACAGUGAGUUCUGGCUCAGUGAUGAUGACAAUCCCGCCAAUUUGAAGCUCCGCGCUUAUGUUGGAAAGACAGGCAGAGAAUGGACUGCCCCAGGGGAAUAUGGGAAAUACGCCAGUCAGAUAUCAGAUCUCAUUCCUAUGCAAAAGAGCAAUAAAUAUUUCUUUGAGCUUAUCCACAAACAAAACGACCAAGGAACGGAUCACGUGGAGGUUGCGUGGCAACUGAAACAGAUCGGGAACAGAUUUUCAAUCAUCGAUUCCAAGUUCAUCUCCCUCUACACCAAUGAGUCUUCUCUGAAGACACCAGAUGUCAGUCACAUUCCUCAGACCAUUGCCAGUCAUGUGACUCCACACCAGAGGUUGCCUCAGGCUCCACCCCAUGGAGCAGACAUGCUAAGAGCAGACCCACGUGACUCGUUUCAUCAGGUUCCAUUAUUGGACAGGGUACGUUUGCAGGGAGUUUUACCAGACUGUAUGUAUAACCCCAGCUACAUCAUAAAGGGAUAUCCUCUAAUGCGCUACCAGGGCUUGCAGUUUGUGCACCUGACGUACGUGUAUCCUAAUGACUACACACGGCUCACACACAUGGAGAGCGAUAACAAAUGUUUCUACCGUGGGAAUCCAUACUACCUGGACAGAUAUGGAUUCUCAAACUACAUUCAGCUGGAUAUGCCUGAAAAUGAGGAGUCAGCCAUCAAAUACAGAGGAGAUGGCAUGCUAGGAAGAGCCAGGAAUCUGGGCAGAGAUGAAGAUGAGGGCUUUCAGAAAGCUGGAAAGUAUGAGGAGAAGAAGCAGAUAAAAGCUGUGGAGAGGAACGAAGAUCUCCCGGAUUAUGAAGACAAUUUUGAAGAUUACAGAAUGGACAGACGCCGCAAUCUGUUCUCUGUUCGGAAACAUGGCCGAAUCAGAAAAAGAAGGGAAGGGGUGGACUUAAACAACGGAAUUCAACAGAUGGACCAAGACAACCAACCUAAGGAAAUCCAAAAACCACCUGGAGAACCAGAAAAGCACCCAGAGGAACCACAGCAGCAACCAAAAAAGAAGAGGAAAAGAAGACGUUCAGAACAAAACCUACAGGAUCAACACAACCUCCAAAACUUACCGUCUGAGGUUAAGAACUAUGACCUUGGAAAAGAAAAAGACUCAGUGCGGUUUCAGAAUAAGGUUAUGGAGAAGAUACCUGACCGGCAGCUUCCAGGACCAGCUCAGAGAGAAGAUCGCUUGAGGUCAGAGGUGAAACAACAAGUGGACCAAUCGCUUAAUCGGGAUGGUGCAAUUGAGCUCCAUCUGCAUAAAGCCAGACACAGAAAUAGUAGUGAUGGAAAUCCAAAUCUUGUUGCAGUUGGAGACAGAAAUAUUCCCAUGGAGAACAUACGAGAAGCUAAUGAGUUGAAGCAGAGAUCAGUGACCAACCCUGCCAUGUUUGACGAGGUCCAGAAGGAACAUCAUGACCUUGUGAAUCUCACAGUUAAUCGAAAGGUCAAUCUAGGAGAAAAUGUGGAUAAGGCACCCAAGAACUCAGUGAAUGAGGUGAAAGUAAAGAAGGUGAAGCUGAAGAACACUGCAGAUGAGCUGCCAUCCUUAAAUGGGAAUGAAGUCAAACCAGAACCGAUGAAGAGGCUCAGACACCCAAAGUAUAAAGCAAACGAAGCCGUGCAUGUUUUGCAGGACAACCCUGAAAAAGCUGUAGUAGAUGACAGCGUUAUCAUCAAGCACAAAAAUGUGGCUCAGCAUGUCCAAAUGACCCAAAAACCACACCAAAACUCAUUGUAUAAUGAGACCAAUGAGCGUAAGCCACUGGUUAUUGAGGCUCCAGCUAACAGCCAUGUGGGUCGUGUGAAUGAAGCCGGAAAGGAAAAGGAGAUUCGGCAUAAUGCGAUACAUAUAGAAGAGGUUGAAGAUGGAGGAGAUGAAGAAGACACCUGGGUGAAUCAGGGUUUUUCGGAGGAAGAAGACUAUGACCUCAUCAACCGGGCUGUGUUUGAUGUGGAUGUCAAGUGGUCUCAGACGUUCCAGGUUAAACCCUUAGAUCUGGAAACCUUGCGCUCCGACUGGAUUGAUCUGAAGUGUAAUGUGUCUGGAAACCUGCUGCUUGAGGAGUCAGAAGCGUUUUCUGUUGUGGAAGCUUUCAUGAAGAAGCUAAACAAGAAAUAUCCAAGGCAGUUCUCUCUACAGCGUAUUGUGAACAUUGAGAAGAAGCCUGAUUAUAAUCGUGGCAGCAGAUAUCUCCUGGAACUGGACUUGCUGGAGGCUUCAGGACGCCACCUGCGUCUAGUUCAGUACAUCUUUGUGAAAAGAACUGAAGUUCGGGGUUUUCAGAAACAACAAAAGACUCAAGAUGCAGAACUUAAGCUUUGCAAUCCUUAUAGCUUCUACUGGAAACCGACUGCUACUGUUCACUUCAUCAUCCCAGUGAAGAACCAGGCCCGUUGGGUGCAGCAGUUUAUUUCAGACAUGGAGAAGAUUUACAGCACCACUGGAGAUCAAAACUUCAACGUUAUCAUUACUGACUAUGAAAGCACUGAUAUGAACAUAGAACAAGCACUACAAAACUCUUAUUUGCCCAGGUAUCAGUACCUCAGGUUGAGUGGAAACUUUGAGAGAUCAGCAGGACUGCAGGCAGGAAUAGACCUUAUUACUGAUGAUCACAGCAUUGUGUUUCUUUGUGAUCUGCACAUUCAUUUUCCACCUGGCUUUACUGACACUGUGAGAAAACACUGUGUGGAAAAACACAUGGCCUUUGCUCCAAUAGUCAUGAGGCUGAACUGUGGCGCUACACCUCUGGAACCUGAUGGUUAUUGGGAGGUCAAUGGCUUUGGUCUUCUGGGCAUUUAUAAGUCAGACCUGGACUCCAUUGGGGGCAUGAACACCAAAGAAUUCACUGACCGCUGGGGCGGAGAGGACUGGGAACUACUGGACAGGAUUCUUCAGGGUGGGCUGGAGGUUGAACGAAUCUACUUGAGGAACUUCUUCCAUUACUUUCACUCAAAACGUGGAAUGUGGAACCGGCAGAUUCUGCGCAACACGUAACCACGUCAACGGUCUCGCCGCUGCUGAGCAACGGUUAUCACGGCACUUUAAACCUCAGGACAUUCCAGGUGUGUUCCAGAUCACAUCUGACUGAAGGUGAAUUUGAGGUGAUCAUUUAGUGGAGAAACACACAGAGACUCAGGACAAGGACAUCUGUGAUGUUUAGGUUGAAGAUGAGCUGUGUAACACUUGGUGCAUCUAAACCUCUCCGGAUCAUUUUCAAAAGUUGGAAUGUUUCUAAAAGCUAGCUCUGCUAUCAAAAGGAGGAAAAAAACUUGAUGCAGAUCGCUGAUGGCUACAGCAUGCUAUGUUGUCGUCGUCACUUCCAGGUCAAUAAUAUGUCUUCAUUUGCAUCUUGCUGAGUAUUCUGUUCUGACAGACAGAAAUGUGACAUUAAAUGAGAUGUAUAAACUGAGAAACUGUGUAUUUAUUCAGGUAGGUACAGUAAGUGUCUUGGGUGAGGGUUUGACUUUGCACACUGUUGGAUGUUUUAUGCUGUGUGACUUCUUAGGGACUCUGUGAAUCGGUGGCCAAAACCAAAAAGAUGUGCAAUAUUCACAAAGCAUGUUGGUCUAAGUAAAUUAAUUGAUUCAGGUUAAAAAUGCUAUUCUGUUAUCAAUUCAAUCUCACAAACCCUGUCAAGAACAUGUCGGAGUCAUCCUCAAAAUACAGAAGAAAUUAUAUUUUGUUUAAAAAAGAAAAAAGAAAAAUAAGCACAUUUUACUACCAAAUUCUCAUUGUUAUGCACAAAAUAGACUUUAAGUUGAAUGUGUGCAUACAUCAUAGUAGCAUUUGUCUUAAUGUUGAAUUAAAUAUAUAAAAUAGUUAGUAUAGAUGUGCUUAAUUGUCAUUAAAUAUACUGUCACAAUACCUUCAUUAAAGGCUUAAUUAUCUUUAUACAAAAUGUAAUUUAUUUUAAAGUGGGUAUGAAAUGACCUAGCCAUGUUUUUGGUGAUAUUGCCAUUUUGUAGUGAUAUUGAAGGUUUCAAAGAUCUGCUCUUUUGUACAAAAGAAUGUGAUUUUCCAGCAUUAUGUACCUGAGCAGGCAGUUUUCCUGUGUUCAUGACACAUUCCAGUGAGUAAACCUGUUUUAGACUGAUUCAACCCUGUACAGUAUUAUUUAAAACUAUUUAAUAUUCAUCAAACACACAAUCCGUUUCAGUUCUUUCCUAUAGGGCUCUUAUCUGAGUUUGCACUCUGAUGAAUUACAGGCAAAAUUUUCUCAAUGAAGCUGACACCAGACAUUCUCGCUCAUAAGUGCCUUCUGCUGUAUUUGGAGGAAAUCAAAUGGAAAUAUCUACUGUGCACUCUGUUUUGUGUAAGGAUUUGGCACUGUUUUUACAGAAAUUCUUUUUUAAUGGUUACACAUGCUCUAAAUGUUACUGCCUUACAGUUUGUUUUGGUGGGCUUUUUUGUAAAAAAAAAAAUGGUCGUAAUACAUUGUAGAUCUGACAGUCAAUAAUGUGUUACUUUAAAAAAAUCUAGUUGUUUUAUAUUUAUUUAUUUUUCCACAUUUUGUAGGCAGCAAAAUGCAAAUGAACUCAUUUAUGCAGAUCACCAACAACCUUAAAAUAAA
Molecule: messenger RNA, 5268 nt
Organism: Labeo rohita (rohu)
Lineage: Eukaryota; Metazoa; Chordata; Actinopteri; Cypriniformes; Cyprinidae
Gene: b4galnt3b
Product: beta-1,4-N-acetyl-galactosaminyl transferase 3b
Exons: 20
Coding region: 396-3692 (1098 amino acids)
Cellular component (GO): Golgi cisterna membrane
Molecular function (GO): acetylgalactosaminyltransferase activity
Source: RefSeq, a predicted model, not a curated record